AUGAACCAGCAAGAGCACAUCAGCGAGGAGGCCGCAAAGAUUGAGAAGAUUCGAGGAGGCUCAGGACCUGACUUGGAAAUGGGCACACCGGUGCAGGAGCUGCUCGAAGAAGACAAGGAAGCACAGAAGAAGGCUCCCCAAGUGCUCAAGGACAGCAUCAAGGCCGGCGCCACUCCUCCCAAGCCUUCAGGAACCCGUUCGUUCUCGACAUACGCACGCCGCAACCAGCAAUUGAGCGAGCACAGCGACAGUCCCUUCGACGAUGCCCUGAUCGCAAACACAAACUUCAGUGCUCAGGAACUCUCUGGACCUGCCACUCCUGUUACUGCCGCUCCUGUCGGCCACAAGUUCGGCUUGCCCGCCCUGCCGCUGCCCAGCAACGCACACAAAGACUACCGCUACGACCCGGUGGUGCGCCAGUUCACCAACUUGACGAUGCAGCACGGCAAGCUUAGUGUCGCCCAGCGCAACAUGUCUACCAUCCUGACAUAUCUGCGCACCCAGUCUCCUCCCAACUACAAUCCCAGUAGACCUCUUCUGCCCGGUGCUCCCCCACCAUCCCACCUUCCUUUGAACCCUGUCCUUUACCUCACACUCGCUGUUGACAGCAUUGCUCCUCUCAUGCGUAUUCGUUCCCAGCGUGGUGCUGCCGGUGGUGGUGUCGCUUUGCAAAUCCCCGUCCCAUUGGGUCUUCGCCAACGCCGUCGUACUGCCUUCGAGUGGAUCCUGGAUGCUGCUUCCAAGCGCAAGUCACGCGGCAGUGGUCGUGACAUGUUCGCUCUGCGUGUCGCCGAAGAGAUUGUUGCAAUCAUUGAAGGCCGCAGCUCUGCUUGGGAGAAGCGUACCGGUAUCCACAAGAUUGCCACUACUGCUAGAAGCAACCUUGGCUUCGGCAGAGUUGGUGGUCCCAGAAGGUAG
Aureobasidium melanogenum CBS 110374 is the source of this 918-nucleotide messenger RNA. RefSeq names its product ribosomal protein S7. The record is from RefSeq and is a predicted model, not a curated record. Gene Ontology annotation, cellular component: ribosome. Gene Ontology annotation, biological process: ribosomal small subunit assembly; translation. Gene Ontology annotation, molecular function: structural constituent of ribosome; mRNA binding; rRNA binding. The coding region runs from base 1 to 918 and encodes 305 amino acids. The transcript is spliced from 3 exons. NCBI's taxonomy places the organism in Eukaryota, Fungi, Ascomycota, Dothideomycetes, Dothideales, Saccotheciaceae.